AUGCCCAGCGGCGACUGCGGCAAACGGCGCGAGCGCGGCCAAGCAUUGGUUGAUACCAAGGAAAAUAAGGAAAUCCCGGUCCGCAGACUGGGCCACAAGUCUCCUCGGGAGAACCGAUGGUUGCCAAGCGUCCCCGACGUACCUGAAAUCAUGCCCCAGACAUGCACCACUACCUCUACGGCAACCACACCGCGCAACGGCAGCGGCCACAAGAAUAGCAGCGACCUUCGAUCGGACCGUUCCAGGAGGAGGGAAGCUGGUAACAACUUCGCCAACGCAUGA
Parascedosporium putredinis is the source of this 282-nucleotide messenger RNA. NCBI's taxonomy places the organism in Eukaryota, Fungi, Ascomycota, Sordariomycetes, Microascales, Microascaceae. The record is from the annotation of a GenBank genome assembly.